Molecule: messenger RNA, 1294 nt
Organism: Mauremys reevesii (Reeves's turtle)
Lineage: Eukaryota; Metazoa; Chordata; Testudines; Geoemydidae
Product: phospholipase A2 inhibitor and Ly6/PLAUR domain-containing protein-like
Exons: 6
Coding region: 137-760 (207 amino acids)
Source: RefSeq, a predicted model, not a curated record
CUUGCUCAGCCACCAGCUAAGCCCGGCAUCUCCGCGGCCCAGGGACAGAGCUGCAAACCCACCCCCAGCCCUGUGCUGCCCCAGCCUAGGUGGAUCUGUCGCGGCUCCGACACCAGCCCCCGCUCUCUCCAGAGCCAUGGACGUUCGUCUUGUCUUGUGCCUCCUCUGGGCUCUCCUAGCUACGGCCAGCGCACGUCCUUCCAGCUGUUACCACAGACUCCCCGGGGAAAGCAGCCAAGGAGAGAGGACAUGCAGGUUUUGGGAAGAUUCUUGCAUCGCUGCUCAGGAAGUGAACACCGUCGGGGGCGUGGUGCAGAGGGGCGUCUUCCAGUCGUGCACCAACAGCCGGUUCAGCCUGGAGGGCGACCUGGACUUUGAGUUUGCGGAAGGCGUCUACGUGAGGGUCCACUCCGAGAUCUGCAGAGAGACCAACUGCAACACGGGGGAGAUAAAGGAACGCUCCAGACUCAGCCUGAAGCCCAACGGGAGACAGUGCCCCUCGUGCUAUGUCCUGGGAUCCCACCGCUGCCUCCAGAACGACGUCCUGCACUGCCAGGGGGCCGCCAACCAGUGCGUCGACGUCGUGGGGACGGCAUCAGAGAACGACGUCGAAAUCCCUUUCGCAGGAAGAGGAUGCGCCACCAAGGAUGUGGCCAAGAUCAAAGCCGGGAUGGGCCUGGUGUCGGGUUUAUACAUCUAUCAAAUCAAGAGCAUCCAGUUAAGCCCGGCCCCCAGGGUGGAGAACGUGGACGGCUUCUGACACCCUGCUGAUCUCCAUCCCACUGGCGCACCCCCGCUUUGAGCUAUUCCCUCCCCCCCACUUCCCCAGGCCUGUCCGUGGCCGGCCCCCCAGCUGUGACUCAGUCCCCCCCACCCCGGCAGGGAAUAACAGUGCCGAGCCAUCUUUGUAAAGUGCAUUGAGAACCAUCGGUGCAGGGCCCAAGCCAGCGACCCAUUAUGGGCUUUGCACUGAGCGUGACGGGCUUAAAAACAGGCCUGAGUAUUAGAGACCCAUUAGCAGCUUCUCCCCACAGAGUGCUCUAAGGGGUAGAACCCAGGAGUCCGGGCUCCCAGCCCCUGCCGCUCUAACCCAUCAGCCCCACUCCCCUCGCAGAGCCAGGGAGAGAACCCAGGAUUCCUAGCUCCCAGGCCUCCUGCUCUAACCACUAGUCCCCACUCCCCUGUCGGAUCCAAGAACAGAACCCAGGCAUCCUGCCACCCCUCCACCCUCUGUUCUCACCUUUUCUAUUUCCACACGCUAAUGCAUUGAAUAAAGCUGCAUCAUAAAUCCAAA